GCUUUAAGGAGGCGCCGGGGCGGGGGCGGGGACGGGCCAGAGCGGCCGGCGGGCCGCGGGCCGGAGCAGUCAGUCUGGCAGCCGCGGGGCCCCGCGAGCGCGGCGCUGCCUUCUCACAGGCGCAGGCAUGGAGGAGGCGGCCUGAGGGCAGAGCCUGGCUGAAGCGCGCGGUGAGCAGUCGGGCCGCCUGGGAGGGGAGGGGACCCUGCCCGGCGCUUUGUUCCGGGCGGGAGGUGUGGCCGCCCCGGGCCCGGCCGCGCUCGCCAAAAGCAGACUGCGCUCCCAGGCUGGCGGUGAGUGGACCUUUGCCCGCACCGCUGGCUCCAGCGGAACGGGGUACGGUCGAGAAAUCCGCCACGAUCGAGACCCCAGUGGGAAGGGCCUGACCACCGCCCAAAGAGCCCCUUUCAUGGUAACCGCCCUUGGGUUCCUUGGCUGCCCUGGCGAGAACCCGCGAGAAGGUCUGACCUACCAGCAACAUGGCAACCAGUGCCGUCCCCAGUGACAACCUCCCCACAUACAAGCUGGUGGUGGUGGGAGACGGGGGCGUGGGCAAGAGUGCCCUCACCAUCCAGUUUUUCCAGAAGAUCUUUGUGCCUGACUAUGACCCCACCAUUGAAGACUCCUACCUGAAACACACCGAGAUUGACAAUCAAUGGGCCAUCUUGGACGUUCUGGACACGGCGGGGCAGGAAGAGUUCAGCGCCAUGCGGGAGCAGUACAUGCGCACGGGGGACGGCUUCCUCAUCGUCUUCUCGGUCACGGACAAGGCCAGCUUCGAACACGUGGACCGUUUCCACCAGCUCAUCCUGCGUGUCAAGGACAGGGAGUCAUUCCCGAUGAUCCUCGUGGCCAACAAGGUCGAUUUGAUGCAUUUGAGGAAAAUCACCAGGGAGCAAGGAAAAGAAAUGGCGACCAAACACAAUGGACAAAAUGGAGAGAAUUGCUUACCUCGGAGGGUUAAUAUGAGGAUGAGUGACGGGGAUGUUGAGACCUGGGAGGCCAAACAGCCGGAAGUCACCUUGAUUCCGUACAUAGAAACCAGUGCCAAGGACCCACCUCUCAACGUGGACAAAGCCUUCCAUGACCUGGUUAGAGUAAUUAGGCAACAGAUUCCAGAAAAAAGCCAGAAGAAGAAGAAGAAAACCAAAUGGCGGGGAGACCGGGCCACUGGCACCCACAAACUGCAGUGCGUGAUAUUGUGAUGGCCCAAGGCCCUGGGCACAGUGACCGGGAACUGGCCAGCCCUCGGGACCCCUCCACUGCCUAACCGCACUGAAGACCAUUUCUAACCAUGACCCUUGGCCCGAGGACUUGGCACAGGAAGGGAGAGGGGGAGGGUGGGUGGGGAGGAGAUAGGGUCUGGCUUUGCUGGAAGGCAUAGGCUUCCCCGUGUCUCAGCUGAGGUGAGGAGGCAGCAGUCAACAGAGCAGCCUCCAAGCCCCUGUGCUGAUGCAACCCGGUCCCCUCUCUCUUGGUGGCUGUGUCGUUUCUUUGAACUACAUAGUGUGGGUUUGAUGUGGAAGUGUUUCUCCACACACAAAACAAGCCAUGAUCAAGCUCCCCCGACCCGCCCUUGUCCCCAGUCCACAGUGUCAGAGCUUGGGUGUCUUUGGUAGAUUUUUAAAUUAUUUUAGUGAUUAUUAUUUUAUUAAAGGGGUCUGCGCCCACUGCCUGGUGAAGUUUCAAGUCUUUGGCAGGCCCCUCUGAUAACAUGUCUGGAAUAUUGUUCUCGUUUUUUAACUGAAUGUCCCCGGCCGUGCCAAAACUCAACUCAGUGUGACCGUAGAGUGACCGAGAGAUGGGAAGUUUAUGGUUGGAGGCCUCGGGAGAAACAGACCCUAUAAAUCAGAGAGAAGAGAGAUGUGUUUACCCGGAAGGUUUUACUGUGAUCGAGGAUGCAGAUAUUAGGAAACGGAAUUUUCUUUUGCAGAGAGGAGAGGCUGGCACGUCACUUUUUAAAAAGGGCUUCUCAUCAUCCUGGAAAUGUAUACAUUAAGUAAGCUGUUUGGUGUUGCAAAUGUGCUCGUUUCUUUUUCCGAUAAUGUGGGUUACGUUCUGUGUUCUUCACAGCCAUGUGAGAGGGCUCUCUCUCUCUCCCACCCCCUGGGCUGUCUGGUGCCUCUGAUACAAACACGCUGACACAGGCAUGUGUGUCCUCCGCGUCGAAGUCAGCGAGUGUGGAUGCCAUCCGAAACACUAGUCUGUGCUCAAUCAUAACCAAAAAUGAUCCAAUACUGUUCUUACUAAAACAGCACCAAGACCUGAAGCCAUGUUCCCUUGGAGUCAACUGACUCACUUCUUAAGCCCAGUCAAUGAGCAAAACCCCUUUAAAGCAUUUGCAAACUUAGUCUUAGGUUGCCUUUCUGGCACAAAUUUUUAUUAACCUCUUGGAUCUUGACUAUAUUAUGUAAUUGGAGGUGAAAGUAGGGUUGGGGUGGUGACAUGGCUCCCAAACACGUCUCUCUACAAGGGGACAGUCCCCCAGCUCCCUGACGAUGCCCACCUCCCUCCCAGGUGCUGCUGGUGUGAGCCAGGCUGGGGGUGAGGUGGAGGGGCAGCGGGAACAACACCACAUCCUCGAGAGAAAGUCCAAAGAUGAGACAGUGGGCUAGUGACCUUAUUUUACAAAUCAGGCCACCAAGCAAACUAGAACAUCCCUAGCGGGUUGGCCCGGCCACCGUUGGGAGAAAGAAACCUGAGGAAAGUGAAUAUCCAACCGGACAUUGAGAUACCUGGAUUUUUCUCUAGUUUUGAGAGUGUGCUGAGUUCCUAACUGGGCAGGAUCACCAGCACCCAGCAGGGGUAUGGGUGGGUAGGGGGCAGCCAAAGAACAAUUCUGCCAUAGAACAAAAUAGUUAGGGCAUUUGUUUGUUGGAAAAAAAAAAAAUCAAACGUCUUUAUGUGUCUAAAUAGCCCUUUUUUUUCUGGCCCUAAAAGGGAGGAUGACAAAGAGCAUUCCAGAUCAGGCCCUUCAGAGCUUCUCAAGAUCUUAUAAUAUUAAUGGGCCUUCUAAACACUAACAAGACGAGGCUCUUUCCAACCCUUAGGCUCCUCUGAGCCACAUCCCAGCACUCGGGUACAGAUGAGUGGCAGCUGUAAACGGGAGAUAAGGAAGAGGCGAGACAGAUGGGCAGAAGGAAGGAUGGUGAUGUGGCGAUGGAGGGAGUGGUGGAGCCGGACAGGAAGCCCCACACACAGGGCAGCAUCCACUGCUGGAAACCUCCCGGGCAUGGACCACCACCGGCACCCCUGCCACUGCGGAGCCUACAGCUCCUGACAGCACUGAGCAGGGAGCCUUGUUAGGAGCAGAUCAGUUGCGCUGGAAUGAAGCCCUUAGCCAUCGAGGUAACCAGCCAAAGGGAUUCCAGCUGUUUCCAGACCCUCCCCCAAUAGGGCAUUGCAUCUGCCCUACCCCAUGUUCCUGGGCAUCUCUUCUGCACUCAGCCCACAGCUUCAGACCCACGAUGCCUGAGGGAGAAACUGGGUAAGGGGUGGCCUUCUGUAGCCGCCCAGUUGAGUGGUUGGCCUUCAUCUCCUAUGACCUCAUUCUCCCCAUAGGCAAGAUGGGUAAAUAACAUUUAUAAGACAUUUCUCUGCAUUUUAGAGAACUGUGGGCCCUUGUGGCAGUGGCAGCUGAGGCCUGAGUGGAGAACAGGCCUGAGUAGAGUGCAUCCAGGGGCAUCCCCAGUACCUGGCUACCCUGCAGGGUCAGUCUGGAAAACCAGUUGGCCAUGCUACUGACUGUGCAGCCCAAUGGGACUUGUGUCUUUGAUGACAUUCUGGUAUUCCCACUGGUUUUCCACCUGAAUAGUGCUACCUUCACACCCGCUGGAACACACCCUUCCUGAAAUCCACUCACCCUGUGCCUUUGGCACUCUGUGCUCUCCCAUCUCCUAACAUUCCGCCACCCUUCCCCCACUUAGAGGGCUUCUUUUCUUCCCAGCAAGUAAUCCUAGCCAUCCUCCCCACCCCCACACCCUGGGGGGAUGGCCACUGACUUUCCCUGUACUGGGCCUCACAGGGGACACCUGAAUGGCUUCUGUUAGGACUUUGCCCACCUUCUCUCAGAGAGUGCAUGGUAGCCUAGUGUGGCCUGUCUCACUUUCCUAGGAGAUGUGACCCACUAACAUGUGGCAGCUCUAACCCAAAGGCCCCCUCAGAUGCAUUACAGUAAAUCUGGAGCCAGAGAGAGAGGUCCCCUCCAUUCACAGCCCACUGGAUUAGACAUUCCGUGUAGGGCUUACUUAGAAUGAAAGAUACUUGAAUUACUGAGCGCUGCGAGCGCCCAGCUUCUGUUACAGUGUUAGCCAUUGUCUACACAGGUGGCCAUUGUCACGAAAUGAGAGUGAUGCCUGAAGAUCUCGAUGAUGCUUGAGCCUUUUAUGUAACUUUUAUUAAGUCUUUGUGUAUCUCAACUCAUUAAUAAAGAAAAGAAGAGGAACAGUC
Sus scrofa (pig) is the source of this 4449-nucleotide messenger RNA. The record is from RefSeq and is a predicted model, not a curated record. Lineage: Eukaryota; Metazoa; Chordata; Mammalia; Artiodactyla; Suidae.